This is a messenger RNA of Necator americanus (New World hookworm), 381 nucleotides long. RefSeq lists its product as uncharacterized. The coding region runs from base 1 to 381 and encodes 126 amino acids. NCBI's taxonomy places the organism in Eukaryota, Metazoa, Nematoda, Chromadorea, Rhabditida, Ancylostomatidae. The record is from RefSeq and is a predicted model, not a curated record. The transcript has a single exon.
AUGCUAGGAGUAUCCCGUUUCGCGCAAGUAAGGAACGGGAUUCGAAGUUCUCUCCUACGUCAACGAUCGAAGAUUAGAGACGCCGAAGCGUUUGCCAAGGAAAGUAAAAUAAGGUGGGCCGGACACGUGAUGCGCUUUAAUGACAACCGUUGGACCAGAGCCGUGAACGACUGGGUUCCCCGCGAUAUUAGGCGCACUACAGGAAGACCGCCAUCCCGAUGGUCAGAUUUCUUCACGAAGUCUUCCAAAGAAAAAUAUGAUGCUCUUCGUGUCCUACGCGAAAGGAGGAACCACUGGGCCACUAUGGCACGCGAUCGUUACAAAUGGAAGAAUUAUUGGCGCCCGCUCGACCAGUUCGAAGAUCAACGGGAGUCAAGGUGA